UUAAACAAGCGCCCCCUUGCCUCGUCUGCUUUGUCUGCCAUCUGAGCGUUGAGUCGACUAGCGGAACUACUGCAACUGCAACAGUGGAUUCUUCUGAUUCAGCAGCCUGCCUAAAACCGACAUUUGUACUCCCUCAUUGAUGAGCCGCGACAGGCCAAGUUGUGUAUGGAAUGACAACCACAUCCAAACCAGCUGCCCGCUUUGCUGACAUGGAGUGGCAGACGCCAGCUGUGUCAGAGAAGUUCCGGAGUCGUUUUGGCCGCCGGCCUGGAACGUCAAAUAGCGGGGACACUGGUCUUGGCACCUCUGCAUCGGACAGCACAGAAGACUUCUCCAGCUCCAGAAGCAGCCCCGCUUUUCAGCCUAUUCGCAGUCAGAUUCCUAUACCUACGGCACAUGUCAUGCCAUCCACGGCCGGAGCCUCGGCCUCUAAGCCCCAGGCAAGCGCCCAGGAGGAGUCUCUGUCUUCUGUGGAGGCUAACAGGUCUUCCUCCAUCUCCAGAACCUCGAGUGGCUCCACCUCCAAAUCAUCCUCUCUCUCCAAAUCAGCUUCAUCGCCCAACCUGGAUGUUCAAACUGCUAUGGGAAGCGAUCCCGCUGGGCCCAAGCCGGACUGCUUGAGCCGGUAUCGAAGUCUCGUCAAUGGGCUGGAUCAUUCCCUUUUCCCCACGGAUCACACGCGGCUGGACGAGAGCCAGAGGUUUGACACUCCCGCGGUGGAAUCUACCUUCAAUCAGUCAGCACUGUUGGGGGGUUUAUGCCCUGAUGUCAGACUUCGCUUACAGACUACAGGGAUUAGAGACAACCCGGACUAUGUUUCGGAGGCUUCCAGAGGAGGUAUGGAUCACAGCUAUAGAGUUCUCCCUGAGACCAGGCCUGGCGUUUUUAUCUCUGGCGACCCAUCCAAUCUGAGGGCAGGCCAUUCUGGCGGGGCUGGAUCCGCAGGAGUUUAUGCAAGCCCACUGAGCCUGCAGACACAGGCUCUUUUGAGGGAGCAUGCGGGCAACAAAACUUACGAUGCGUUACGCCAGGACAGAUGUGGCGAGCUGUGGAGCUGGCAGCAGCAGCAACAUCAGAAGCAGCAGAUGGAGAGUUUACGUAUGCAAGUUGAACACAUGCAGAUGAGUUCUAGUGCGGGCCAGUACCCGUCUCUGUAUCCAACAGCGAUGCACGCGGAGUCCGGCAAGUGGGACGCUCUGGUGAAAGCCAACGAAUAUCUGAUAAAGGAGAAGGAGCUUAUAAUAGAGCGACAAAAGCAGCAUAUGACUCAGUUGGAACAGCGUCUGAGGGAAAGCGAGCUACAGGUCCACGGAGCCCUCCUGGGCCGAGGCGCUCCCUUAGGAGACGUGUGUUUGCUCCGCUUGCAGGAAGCUCAGCGGGACAACUCUUUCCUGAGGGCACAAUUUGCCGAGCUCACAGAUUGUGCCGCCCUGGAAAAAGAUGAGGCCAAUCGCAGGCUCGGCGCGGUGGAGGCGGAGACGCGGCGCCUGACAGACAGCCUGAAAGAGACGUGUGAGAGGCACGCGGAGGAGAUGAAGAAACAGGAAGAGCGGAUUCGGAGUAGAGACAAGCACAUCAGCAACUUAAAGAAGAAAUGUCAGAAGGAGACGGAACUGAAGCGAGACAACCAGCAGCGUAUAGAGACUCUGGAGCGCUACCUGGCCGACCUGCCCACCUUGGAGGACUACCAGAGCCAGAACAAGGAGCUUCUGGAGGCCCAACAAAAAGCAGCUCAGCUACAAGAGAAAGUAAAAGAGCUGGAGGCCUCUCUGGAAGCAACACGCUCACAACUAGGAGAAAAGGAAACUCAGCUGGAGGAGCAGAAGCAAAGGGAGAGAGACCUGCUGACCACCAUCACUGAUAUGCAGCAGCGUGUGCAACAAGGCCUUGAAGAUGGAGCCCGACUGGACACUCUGGACAUUGAGAAGCUCAGAGGAGAGAACAGCACUUUAAGAGAGGAGCAACAGGGAUUGAAAAAGGUUAUUGAGAAGCAACACAUAAUGAUGGAGCAGCUGGGCUCUCAGAUUAAGACAUUGGAGGAACAGAUGUCCCAGGAACAGAACACUUCCCAGGCUCUGAGAGAGGACGUGUUUGCCAAAGAACAGAACAUGUCUGAGCUCCACGUCACCAUGAAAAAGCUCUCUGCCCAAAACCAGGAACUGACGGAGCACAACCUGAUACUGCAGGAGCAGAUGGGCGAUGCAGAGCAGCAGAACGCCAACCAGGCAUCCUGUGCUCUGCAGCCAGCUGCUGCUCCUCGCCUGACGCAAAGUCUGAUGGAGGAGAUCACGACUUGUCUCAGUGGCCUGUGCGCUUUGUGCAGCAUCCUGACUCAAAUGGCUCGGGGACAAGACCCGAACCUCUCACUGCUGAUUGGCAUCACAUCUCCCGUCGAGAUGUCGCAGCAAGACGAGGACUGGAUGGAUCCAGAAGUGCUACACAAGAAGCUGCUUGAAGCGCAGCAGCUCCGCGGCGACGUGGAGGACUUACGCACUUUAAUACUGGACCGCUACGCCGAAGACAUGGGCAACAACUGCAUCACUCAGUAACUCUGCUCCCCUGCACCUCAGGAGCAGUGUAAGAUGUGAGGCCUUGUUAGUGAAUGUGACGAGGAGGGCGUCGUCGUCCUGUCGGUUUGGUGCGUGCGAGUGUGAUCGUCGUCUUCCUACAUGUCUUCAAGGGCUAACGCAGAAAAAUACUUUACCUCUAAUACUUGAUUCUGGAAUAGUCGUCAUAUUUUUUUACGUGAUAGACGAUCAUUUAUUUACCAGACAGUCUUAACGUGUGUGCGAAAGUCCCUGAAAUUAAUUUAUACAACUGUAGAUUUCCCUCUUUUUAGUGGGGGGAAUGAUCAAAGAAGCGGUUGACAAUCAACUGAACAUAUUGUUAGUGUUGUCAUAGCGAUGUUGGCACCAGGCCAUUAUUUCCAAUGGUGAAGGAUGGAACAUUGCUAUGCUUGUAAGCAGACUUGGAAACCAAACCAGCAACCUUCGACACCAUCAGGCCUUCAAAAGCUACCAAAGAAUGUUGGUCCUGAUAAAAGUCCAAAUGUUGGCGAGUGCUCCCCUCAAUCCAUUUUUUAUACUGUAGACCUGCUUGUCUCUGACCACCACCAGGUGCCUUCCGUCCAUCUUCACCUUCAUGGUCGACCAAUCAGAGUCCAUACAUUCCCUGACCCUGAAUGUAGCGUGUUUGAUGCUAGCAUGGAGUUAAUUUCAUUCAAACAGUAUUGAUGUGCAGUUUUCAUUUUUUUGGAAUGAUGUGGUCCUCAUAAUAACAAGCAAUGUGCAAAAGGUUCCAUGAAGUGUUUGUUUUUGUGCGAAACCCACGUGAACAAAGAUGUGUGUUGCUGGAUCCCCUGUAGUCCACUGACGCUCUGUUUUCAAUUGACUUGUUUGUCUUUCCCUAAUCUGAAACAGUAAGCCAUUUUAAGAUCGCCUGAUAGGGAAAGGAAAAGGGAUUCAUUUUGGAACACAAUUAUGCAACAAAUAACCAGGAUUUGAGCCAUUUCAUGGGACCUUUUUGACAAACUCGCACAAAACUUAUUAGCUUUGGAAAGCCAGACUCUGCAUGCCUUAACAUCUCACAUGAUUUUCAAAAGGGAGUACAUGUUAAUAUAUUUUUUUCCUUAUUUGUUUUUCCAUAUUUAGAAAUAAAGAUGUUCAAUUUGA
Messenger RNA from Nerophis lumbriciformis (worm pipefish), 3671 nucleotides. RefSeq names its product centrosomal protein 85 (gene cep85). Gene Ontology annotation, cellular component: centrosome. NCBI's taxonomy places the organism in Eukaryota, Metazoa, Chordata, Actinopteri, Syngnathiformes, Syngnathidae. The record is from RefSeq and is a predicted model, not a curated record.